Molecule: messenger RNA, 1313 nt
Organism: Aspergillus sclerotioniger CBS 115572
Lineage: Eukaryota; Fungi; Ascomycota; Eurotiomycetes; Eurotiales; Aspergillaceae
Product: SIR2 family NAD-dependent protein deacylase
Exons: 2
Coding region: 179-1135 (318 amino acids)
Molecular function (GO): protein-malonyllysine demalonylase activity; NAD+ binding; protein-succinyllysine desuccinylase activity
Source: RefSeq, a predicted model, not a curated record
CGCCCUCUUAGCUACAACUUCUCCAAAUGACUGACUCGACACUAGAUUUCUCCCUCGCAGGGAAAGAUCAUCCGUUAACCUACCUAUAUACACUAGGUUAACGCUGUGAUACACAAAAGUGGUUCUUACUCCAGGUGUAUGGUCUAGAACAUUUCCGUGAUUUCCUCAGCGCUCCAACAUGGCUCCCUCUGCCAUCCCCGCAGCAGACCUAAAGUCGUUUGGUGUCUACUUAAAAGGGUGCAGGCGGAUUAUUGCCCUAUUGGGAGCCGGUAUCUCCGCCUCUUCGGGGCUUCCCACCUUUCGAGGAGCUGGAGGUCUAUGGCGAUCCUACGACGCGACUGAGCUGGCGACGCCCGAGGCGUUCGAUGCCAACCCCGAUCUGGUAUGGCAGUUCUAUAGUUAUCGGAGACAUAUGGCUCUUGAGGCCCAACCCAACCGGGCACACUAUGCCCUGGCUGAGCUUGCCCGGAGGAACAAAGACUUCAUUACGCUGACUCAGAAUGUGGAUGGCCUUUCGCAACGGGCAAAACAUCCACCACAGCAGCUUCAUCUUCUCCAUGGCUCCCUCUUCACAGUAAAAUGCACAUCCUUUUAUUGCAGUUAUUCGCGUGAAGACUUUGCCGACCCAAUUGUCCCCGCGCUCGCACUGCCAAAGAAUGCACCUAAGCUGAACCCAUCCACCCAAGACAUAUCAGGCGAAGAAGCUUCUCGAUCGCUAUCCAAUGCGUUGGGGGGAGAUGAGGAUAUGGAGGCCGAUAUAUCGGACGAACGCAUUCCUCUAUCGGCACUAAGCACGGAUGUGCUUCCGCAUUGCCCAGAAUGCAAAGAUGGACUUUUACGUCCCGGGGUGGUGUGGUUCGGAGAGAGCUUACCAUUACACACAAUUGACAGGGUGGACCAAUGGAUGAACAAAGGUAACGUGGACCUGAUAUUGGUGAUUGGUACGAGUUCGAGGGUAUACCCUGCAGCAGGAUACGUGGAUAAGGCCCGGGAAAGAGGGGCCAGGGUUGCGGUGGUCAAUAUGGACCGUAACGAUGUCGGUUCUUCCGGGUUGAUGCCCGGAGAUUGGUUCUUCGAGGGCGACGCGAGUGCAGUUGUCCCAAAGAUCCUGAAGGAAGUGAUAGGAGAGGUGUGAGCUGUAAACUAGUUUGUGCGACUCUACAAACAAUGGCAUGCAGCUUCAAGGCACCUACUAGUUGGUCUAGGCAACCGUCGACGCCCGUCCUCUUCAAGCUAAGCGCCCUGUGAAGCAGGGAAUUGGAUUGUCUUCAGCCAUGACCCUAGCCUAGCUGGAAAUUCAAUUUUAUUUACGG